CGGAGCCGGUCGGGUUUCCUCCUCCCUAUAAAUAUCUCUGCCCGUCUUCUCCGAUCCCAAUGCCCAUCUUCUUCAUCUGCUCCUCGUCUCUCUCCGUCCCUGCUGCCUGCUUCUCGCCGGACCUGAACAAUGACGAACCAAGCAGAAUCCUCCGACUCGAAGGGGACGAAGAGGGACUUCAGCACUGCGAUUCUGGAGCGCAAGAAGGCCCCCAACCGGCUCGUCGUCGACGAAGCCAUCAACGAUGAUAACUCUGUGGUGGCCCUCCACCCUGACACCAUGGAGAAGCUCCAGCUCUUCCGCGGCGACACAAUCCUCAUCAAGGGAAAGAAAAGGAAGGAUACAAUUUGCAUUGCCCUCGCCGACGAUACAUGUGAAGAGCCAAAGAUCAGGAUGAACAAGGUAGUGAGGUCAAACCUGAGGGUUAGACUUGGAGAUGUGGUGUCUGUCCACCAGUGUGCUGAUGUCAAAUAUGGAAAGCGUGUUCACAUACUUCCCGUUGAUGACACCAUUGAAGGGGUCACUGGGAAUCUCUUUGAUGCAUAUUUGAAACCUUACUUCACUGAGGCAUACCGCCCAGUGAGGAAGGGUGAUAUGUUCCUUGUGAGAGGAGGAAUGAGAAGUGUUGAGUUCAAGGUUAUCGAGACUGACCCGGCUGAGUACUGUGUGGUUGCCCCGGACACGGAGAUCUUCUGUGAGGGAGAACCUGUGAGAAGGGAGGAUGAGGACAGACUGGAUGAGGUUGGUUAUGAUGAUGUUGGCGGUGUCAGAAAGCAGAUGGCUCAGAUUAGGGAACUGGUGGAGUUGCCGUUGAGACAUCCACAGCUGUUCAAAUCUAUUGGUGUGAAGCCACCAAAAGGAAUUCUUCUCUAUGGACCACCUGGAUCCGGGAAGACUCUUAUUGCUCGGGCUGUUGCCAACGAGACUGGUGCUUUCUUUUUUUGUAUCAAUGGACCAGAGAUUAUGUCCAAAUUGGCUGGUGAGAGUGAAAGCAAUCUCAGGAAAGCUUUCGAGGAAGCUGAGAAAAAUGCCCCUUCCAUCAUAUUUAUCGAUGAGAUCGAUUCGAUUGCUCCCAAGAGAGAGAAAACUCAUGGAGAAGUUGAGAGGAGGAUUGUCUCUCAACUGCUCACGCUUAUGGAUGGUCUGAAAUCCCGUGCCCAUGUUAUUGUCAUUGGGGCCACAAAUCGCCCCAACAGCAUUGACCCGGCACUUAGAAGGUUUGGGAGGUUUGACAGAGAAAUUGACAUUGGAGUGCCAGAUGAAGUGGGACGGCUUGAGGUCCUUCGCAUACAUACAAAGAACAUGAAGCUUGCUGAAGAUGUUGAUCUGGAAAGAAUUGCCAAGGAUACUCAUGGAUAUGUGGGUGCUGACCUUGCUGCUCUGUGCACUGAAGCUGCACUUCAGUGCAUUCGGGAGAAGAUGGACGUGAUUGAUCUGGAAGAUGAAUCAAUUGAUGCAGAGGUGCUCAACUCUAUGGCAGUUUCUAAUGAGCACUUCCAGACUGCUCUUGGAACGAGCAACCCAUCUGCUCUCCGUGAAACUGUGGUUGAAGUUCCAAAUGUCAGCUGGGAAGAUAUUGGUGGCCUUGAAAAUGUCAAAAGGGAGCUUCAAGAGACUGUUCAAUAUCCGGUGGAGCAUCCAGAGAAAUUUGAGAAGUUUGGAAUGUCACCCUCAAAGGGGGUUCUCUUUUAUGGCCCUCCUGGAUGUGGGAAAACCCUUCUAGCCAAAGCCAUUGCAAAUGAGUGUCAGGCCAACUUCAUUAGCGUCAAGGGUCCUGAAUUGCUCACAAUGUGGUUUGGAGAGAGUGAGGCAAAUGUCAGAGAAAUCUUUGACAAGGCCCGUCAGUCUGCUCCUUGUGUUCUCUUCUUUGAUGAGCUUGAUUCCAUUGCCACUCAGAGGGGGAGCAGCGUUGGAGAUGCUGGGGGAGCUGCUGAUAGGGUUCUGAACCAGCUCCUCACCGAGAUGGACGGUAUGUCUGCAAAGAAGACUGUGUUCAUCAUUGGCGCUACCAACAGGCCAGACAUUAUAGACCCAGCCCUUCUCCGUCCUGGCCGUCUUGAUCAGUUGAUCUACAUCCCUCUUCCUGAUGAGGAAUCCCGCUACCAGAUAUUCAAGUCCAAUCUGAGGAAGUCUCCAGUCUCUAAGGACGUCGACCUUAGAGCCCUUGCCAAAUACACUCAGGGCUUCAGUGGGGCCGAUAUCACUGAGAUUUGCCAGCGGGCAUGUAAAUAUGCCAUCAGAGAGAACAUUGAGAAGGACAUCGAGAGGGAGAGGAGGGGAAAGGAGAAUCCCGAGGCCAUGGAGGAGGAUGUUGAGGAGGAGGUUGCGGAGAUCAAGGCCGCCCACUUCGAGGAAUCCAUGAAGUAUGCUAGGAGGAGUGUCAGUGACGCUGACAUUAGGAAGUACCAAGCCUUUGCCCAGACUCUGCAGCAAUCAAGAGGGUUUGGAACCGAGUUCAGGUUCGCAGAGACCGGGUCUGGGGCCGCCGCUGCAUCUGACCCGUUUGCAGCCUCAGCCGGCGGGGCUGAUGAUGACGACCUCUACAAUUAAGUCUUUCAAAUUGUGCCGGUCAUGUUAAAUGCUUUGGGACAAUUUUUACGUAUUAGGGAUUCGGCUGUGUCCCAGGAUUGCCAUUGAACUGGGGCAUUACAACAUGGUGCUCUGCUUUUAAUUUAAAGUCACGGCGACAGCAGAUUACGAGUACUAAGUUUAAAAUUCUGCCUCACUUCAAAUUAAAAUUUCCUCAAUUAUUCUA
Punica granatum (pomegranate) is the source of this 2755-nucleotide messenger RNA. The record is from RefSeq and is a predicted model, not a curated record. Lineage: Eukaryota; Viridiplantae; Streptophyta; Magnoliopsida; Myrtales; Lythraceae.